Pecten maximus is the source of this 1018-nucleotide messenger RNA. RefSeq names its product twisted gastrulation protein homolog 1-A-like. The coding region runs from base 172 to 966 and encodes 264 amino acids. The transcript has 4 exons. The record is from RefSeq and is a predicted model, not a curated record. NCBI's taxonomy places the organism in Eukaryota, Metazoa, Mollusca, Bivalvia, Pectinida, Pectinidae. Gene Ontology annotation, biological process: regulation of BMP signaling pathway.
CUGCGAUAGUUUGGUGGUUUUGUUUAUAAGUGAGCCAGAUUCCGUAGGAAGUGACUGGGUGCAGUAGGUACAGAAUUUAACGUGAGGAACUCAUCGCCACAAAGGAAAAUUGGGAUUUAGUUCUUUAGCAUGUGAUUGAGCAGGACAACGAAUCAGGUACCACUGUACAGGAUGAAGGGCUGUGCAUUUUUCUGUGUCACCUUGGUGACCAUUUUGGGAAGUCUGUGUAUUGUGGAAGCUUGUAAUGAAGCCAUCUGUGGUCCUAUUGUGAGCAAAUGUAUUCUCAUAGACGCUUGUUCAUGUGACUUUGGGAAUUUUACCAACUCCAAGUGCCUUAAAAACUGCACUCUGUGUCUGGACAGUUUGUUUAUGGACUGUUGUGCUUGUGUGGGAUUAUGUAAGCCCAAAGAUAAUGAGGAGGGUAUGGAUAACUCCAGUUCUGUAGAGGAAUUAAAGGAACCACUCCCCGAACUCUUCAAUGUUCUGACAGAGGAGGAAGAUUUAUUAGCGAGAUGGAAAUCCUUCACAUACCCUGCCUCUGACGCUAAACCUGUCAAAAAUAUUCUUCUCAUUAAAGGUAAAAGAGAAAGGACAAAGCCGGAGUUACAGGAAGACACUAACUGUACAGUGGCGUUCAUGUCCGAAUGUAGCGCCAUGCAGAAGUGUAAAGAUGCUUGUAAGUCCAUGGGGGCCAGUCAGUACCGAUGGUUUCAUGACCACGGCUGCUGUCAGUGUGUUGGUCCUACAUGCCUCAACUACGGCCUGAACAGUCCUCGCUGCUCCAACUGUCCGCCACCUGACGAGGUCGACAACAUCGAACAGGAAGAAAAGAUUAUUAAGGAGAUGAACAGAAUAGACGAGCAAGUUAUGGAGAUGGAAGAAGAAAUCAACGAUGAAUUUGAGGAUGAUGAUGAUGUUGAUGAUGAUGAAGACGAUGACGAACCUGAAGUUGAUUUAGAAGGUUGAACAAUGUGAAUAUUUCACACAAAAAAAAACCCACUAGCAUUAUAAUAAAAAA